AUGGCUGUCUCUUCGCGCGCCGGCUUUCUGGCCGUUGCAGUCGUCUUCCAUCUUGUCUACAUUUACUCCAUUUUCGAUAUCUACUUUGUCAGUCCAAUCGUUUCGGGCAUGAAGCUUGUCCAGAUCGACCGGCCCGACCAUGUCAAGGCUCCUGCUGAUCGCUUGGUUUUAUUCGUUGGAGACGGCCUGCGAGCCGACAAGGCCUUCCAGUUUUUCCCAGAGCCCUAUCCCGAAUCCGAGGGCGACCUGGCCCCGCGGCCUCUGGCCCCUUUCCUGCGAUCCCGCGUCUUGGAGCACGGCACCUUCGGGGUGUCGCAUACGCGCGUGCCCACCGAGUCUCGCCCCGGCCAUGUUGCCCUCAUCGCUGGUCUAUACGAGGACGUCUCGGCAGUUGCGACUGGCUGGAAGCUCAACCCGGUCAACUUCGACAGCGUCUUCAACCGGAGCCGCCACACUUGGAGUUGGGGUUCUCCCGACAUCCUUCCCAUGUUCCAGGAAGGCGCCGUCCCCGGUCGUGUCGAUUCCUACACCUACGGCCACGAGUUUGAGGACUUCAGUCAGGAUGCUCUGCAGUUGGAUUAUUGGGUCUUCGAUCACGUCAAGGAGCUUUUUACCGAAGCGGCCAAGAAUGAAACCCUGGAUGCUGCCCUCCGUCAAGACAAGGUGGUCUUCUUUCUACAUCUUCUUGGGCUAGACACCAACGGACACUCGUAUCGUCCCUACUCGAAGGAGUAUCUCAACAAUAUUAAGGUCGUGGAUCAAGGCGUCAAGGAAAUCACGGCGCUCAUCGAGAAGUUCUACGCUGAUGAUCGGACUGCCUUCGUCUUCACGGCGGACCACGGCAUGAGUGACUGGGGAAGUCAUGGCGAUGGCCAUCCAAACAACACUCGUACACCCUUGAUCACCUGGGGCUCUGGCAUCGCUCCGCCGGUGCUCGCAUCCGAUUCUGUCGCUCCGGGGCACGACGAGUACUCUUCCGACUGGAAUCUUGACGGUGUAAAACGCCACGACGUGGCGCAAGCCGACAUUGCGGCCCUGAUGGCAUAUUUGAUUGGCGUGGAAUUCCCUGCCAACUCAGUCGGCGAGCUUCCCCUAUCGUAUGUCUCGUCGAGCAUCGACGAGAAAGCGCAAGCGGCCUUGGUAAAUGCCCGCGAAAUUCUUGAAAUGUACCGGGUCAAGGAAGAACGAAAGAGGGCCACGGAACUGCGCUAUCGACCGUUCCGACCACUGAGCGACACGGAUCUCACCCCCAGCCGUCGCGUGGAGGAUAUUCAACGCCUCAUUGACGCUGGAAAUUACGAAGAGGCCAUUGAAGAGUCAGCUGCUCUCGUGAAGAUUGCCUUGGAAGGUCUGAGAUAUCUCCAAACUUAUGACUGGCUCUUCCUCCGCACACUGAUUACCAUUGGCUAUCUUGGGUGGAUGGCGUUCGCACUCACUGUCGUCGUUGGCUUGCAUGUGUUGCGAGGCAGCCACCCCCCUUCUCAUACGACCACGGGUACAACAGUGUUCACAUCCAUUCUCGCAGCGCUGUACGCGUCUUUUAUCGUUUCCAAGUCACCGGUCACCUACUACGCGUACGGAUUUUUCCCCGUUGUGUUUUGGGAGGAGGUUUGGGCUCGACGCGGUUCACUUGCUCAAGGGCGCCAUGUGCUUUUCGGGCAUAUCAAGACUGGAGGUGGCGUGGCUUCAUUCUUGUUGAACGUUGUGGUUUACAUUGGCGUGAUUGUCUCUCUGGCUCUAGGAUACAUACAUCGCGAGGUGUUGACCGUCAUUUAUGUCUUUGCGGCCUUCUGGCCUAUGACUUAUGGCUUGAGGUUUCUCCACACGAACACGUUGCUAUCUGUGAUCUGGUUUGUCUCGUGCCUCGUCAUGAGUGUGUUCACGCUGCUUCCGGCUAUGAAAUCAGAGGAUAUCCCUCUUAUUGUUGCCGGCGGAAGCGUCAUGGCGGUCAUUGGUCUGGCCUAUCUUGUCUGGGAAGAAAGGCUCCUGGCAAGACCAGCGCUGCCGACGGCGAGGGCCUUGACUGGUAUCCAGGUCGGCCUCAUCCUGCUCGCCAUCGUAGUUACUCGAUCCAGCACCUUGUCCCUCCAGGCGAAACUAGGGCUGCCUCGGGGCAAUCAGGUGGUUGGGUGGAUCGUUCUGGGUAAGCGCACAUGGUAA
This is a messenger RNA of Colletotrichum higginsianum IMI 349063, 2160 nucleotides long. RefSeq names its product GPI ethanolamine phosphate transferase 1. Gene Ontology annotation, cellular component: endoplasmic reticulum membrane. Bases 1 to 2160 code for a protein of 719 amino acids. Lineage: Eukaryota; Fungi; Ascomycota; Sordariomycetes; Glomerellales; Glomerellaceae. The transcript has 5 exons. The record is from RefSeq and is a predicted model, not a curated record. Gene Ontology annotation, molecular function: mannose-ethanolamine phosphotransferase activity. Gene Ontology annotation, biological process: GPI anchor biosynthetic process.